This is a messenger RNA of Etheostoma spectabile (orangethroat darter), 4749 nucleotides long. RefSeq names its product potassium voltage-gated channel, subfamily H (eag-related), member 6a (gene kcnh6a). Gene Ontology annotation, molecular function: inward rectifier potassium channel activity. The coding region runs from base 530 to 4141 and encodes 1203 amino acids. NCBI's taxonomy places the organism in Eukaryota, Metazoa, Chordata, Actinopteri, Perciformes, Percidae. Gene Ontology annotation, biological process: regulation of ventricular cardiac muscle cell membrane repolarization; membrane repolarization during cardiac muscle cell action potential; potassium ion transmembrane transport. Gene Ontology annotation, cellular component: plasma membrane. The transcript is spliced from 16 exons. The record is from RefSeq and is a predicted model, not a curated record.
GAUGAUCAGAGCUUCUUCUUUUUGCAGUGUCCAAACUUGAUGGAGAAUUUUGCGAUAAAUAUCAACAAAAACGAGCAAUCCUGCAUCUUCUGUUUCCAACUUCUUCUCCUAAAACAGGUUCCCUUUUCAGCCUAGAGGAUACCAAACUGCGGGAAUCCGGUCCCUACUGUUUGUUUUUCUUUUUCAAGGUUAAGAAAUGUUGCACAUGGCUUUUGCAGAAUCCUAGUCUACUUUAUUUUCAUUUUAUCAGUGUGUAUAUCAGCGUGCAACAUCCUGCAUCUGCUAUCUCCCUGGCAACCAGACCUCCUCUCCAUUAUUGUCCGGCGCUUCAUCCCUGAUCACCGUCAGCGGCAGCCUGUGAAGGAAAUCAAAACCCUGCUUUUGACGCUUGUCCUCCAAGUGGAAGCAGAUUUUUUUUACUUCUACAGGUGGCACUUCAAAUUAUAGUGUAGGCUACUUUAUUUUUUAAAUUUAUUUUUUAAACUAGUAAGGUUCAUGUGUCGGGGAAGUCUUUUCUCUCAGCACCAAAAUGCCCGUGAGACGCGGUCAUGUUGCGCUUCAGAACACCUACCUGGACACUAUCAUCAGGAAAUUCGACGGGCAAAAUCGCAAGUUUGUGAUUGCCAACGCCCAGAUGAAGAACUGUGGUAUCAUCUACUGCAACGAAGGCUUCUGCCAGAUGUUUGGUUUCGCCAGGGCGGAAAUCAUGCAGCAGCCCUGUACCUGCCAGUUUUUGGUGGGGCCUGGCACCAUGAAGAGCGCCCUGGCCCAGCUUGCACAGGCCCUGCUCGGCUCCGAGGAGCGCAAGGUGGAGAUCCUCUACUACGAUAAGGAAGGGACCUGUAGACCAUGCCUGGUGGACAUUGUCCCUGUGAAAAGCGAGGAAGGCCUUGUCAUCAUGUUCAUCCUCGACUUCCAGGAGCUGAUUGAUCCUACUCUCAAGAAGUCAGGACUGAGGCAGAGAGUCGCCCAAGGAUUGUUUUACUGCCAGAAUCGCAGGUUGAAGAUGAGGCUGCCGGUUCUGCGGUCCUUUCGACAAUCUUCAAUUUCCAAAGAUCAGUUUGAAGGAGUGGUAGUGGACUACCUGCAGCCACACAGCGAGGAAGUCCCCCUCAAAGAGUUUCGGAUCCCGUCCAAGGAGAGCUGCAUGCAGUCUGAGACAGAAGCCCUGAUUGAACAGGACCUGGAUCCUCCACCCCCUGCAGUCCAGUCCUCCACAAAGCGGCGCUCCCUGCUGACAGACCGCCUGGACCCUGGCAGCGCCUUUCCUAUGGGGACGUUACCUCGAAGCUGCUCUCGGGACAGCGUCCGCAGCCUCCGGCGCGCCUCGUCACUGGAUGACAUUGACGGCAUGAGGACAGAAUGGAGCAGUCAACCUGGAGACUCCCGAGCCAACAGCAAUCUAAAGCCCAGUACUCUGAACUCCACGUCAGACUCGGAUCUGAUGAGACAUCGGAGCAUUGGCCGCAUCCCUCAGGUUACUCUUACCUUUGGCACUGACCGAAUGAGACCUCCCUCGCCCACCGAGAUUGAAAUCAUUGCACCCAGCAAGAUUAAAGACCGAACUCAGAAUGUCACUGAAAAGGUCACUCACGUCACUCAGGUGCUGUCUCUCGGUGCUGAUGUGCUGCCAGAGUACAAGCUCCAGGCCCCACGCAUCCACAAAUGGACCAUCCUUCACUAUAGCCCCUUCAAAGCUGUAUGGGACUGGAUCAUCCUGCUGCUGGUCAUCUACACAGCCAUCUUCACACCGUACUCGGCUGCCUUCCUUCUUAACGAGGUGGAGGAAGAGCGGAGGAGAACCUGCGGCUACACCUGCAACCCGCUCAACGUGGUGGACCUGGUGGUGGAUGUCAUGUUCAUCGUGGACAUCCUCAUCAACUUCAGGACCACCUACGUCAAUCACAACGACGAGGUGGUCAGCCAGCCGGGACGCAUCGCGCAGCACUACUUCAAGGGCUGGUUCCUCAUUGACAUUGUGGCUGCCAUCCCCUUUGAUCUGCUCAUAUUCCGCUCCGGGUCUGAAGAGCCUCAAACAACCACUCUUAUUGGAUUACUGAAAACAGCCAGACUGCUGAGGUUGGUACGAGUGGCCAGGAAGUUGGACCGCUACUCAGAAUAUGGAGCUGCUGUCCUUUUCCUUCUCAUGUGCACCUUUGCCCUCAUCGCUCAUUGGCUGGCCUGUAUCUGGUAUGCAAUCGGCAACGUGGAGCGCACAGGUUCCGCCCGCAUCGGAGGCAUGAAGAUCGGCUGGCUGGACAACCUGGCUGACCAGAUUGGUAAACAGUACAAUGACAGUGAUAUAGCCUCGGGGCCCUCAAUCAAGGACAAGUAUGUUACAGCCCUGUACUUCACCUUCAGCAGCCUGACCAGUGUGGGUUUUGGGAACGUCUCACCCAACACCAACCCAGAGAAGAUCUUCUCCAUCUGUGUCAUGCUCAUUGGCUCUCUGAUGUAUGCCAGUAUCUUUGGUAACGUGUCGGCCAUCAUUCAGAGAUUGUACUCAGGCACAGCCCGUUACCACACCCAGAUGCUGCGGGUCAAAGAGUUCAUCCGUUUCCAUCAGAUCCCAGGAAGCCUGAGACAGAGGCUGGAGGAGUACUUCCAACAUGCCUGGUCCUACACCAACGGCAUUGACAUGAACGCUGUAAGUCAUGUUUUAAAGGGUUUCCCUGAGUGUCUGCAGGCUGACAUCUGCCUCCAUUUGAACCGCAGCUUGCUGCAGAACUGCAGGGCUUUUCGAGGUGCCAACAAAGGCUGCCUGCGGGCUCUGGCCAUGCGAUUCAAGACAACCCACGCUCCGCCGGGUGACACUGUGGUCCACAGUGGGGACAUUCUCAGCGCCCUCUACUUCAUUUCCAGAGGUUCUAUAGAGAUUCUCAGGGACGAUGUGGUUGUGGCCAUACUAGGAAAGAACGACAUAUUCGGUGAACCUAUCAGUGUGUAUGGGAGGCCAGGUAAAUCCAGCGCGGACGUCAGGGCUUUGACCUACUGCGACCUUCACAAGAUCCUGAGAGACGACCUGCUGGAAGUGCUGGACAUGUAUCCCGACUUCUCCGACACGUUCUGGAACAACUUGGAGAUCACCUUCAACCUGAGAGAUGCAGAUAGAAUACACCAGCCAACCCAGGGCAGGGAAUCUGAAUGUGGCUACCGCCGGACAAGGCAUCGGAGAAGCUCCCUGCGUCGUCGAAACCGACCAGACGGCAUGGACCGUGAAGACUCUUACCCCGAUCAGUCCUGUCCAAUGGCAAACCACCAAGGCACAAUGUCAGGAUCCCAUUGGGAAGACCUCUGCAGCAGCGCUAGUAUCUGUUCGCAGUCUAGUGAUGAGGAGAUGACGCCUAUGGGACAAAGCAAGGGGGAGCUGUACCCCACCAGGGGGGACACCAGAGACUACUCCCCAGCAGCAGUCAACCUCUUGCCUCACAGUGGACCCUCAGCAAGGAUGGGACCACCUGUAGACCCUGGAGGACCACAAUACUCAGCAGCAGCCCCCAUCAGCAUGCCUGGCCUGUAUGACUACUGGCCGGACCGCAGAGACAGCCAGAAACGUUCAUCCUCAGUCAGGGCCAGUUUCCACCCUCCACCCUGUGCUGAGGACAGGCCCAGUGAGCUGGAGUCCAGACUGGAGCUGCUGCAGUCCCAGUUAAAUAGGCUGGAGACCCGUAUGACAGCAGACAUCAAUGUAAUCCUGCAGCUUCUCCAGAGGCAGAUGGCCCUGGUGCCUCCGGCCUACAGUGCUGUGUCCCCCAGCCCUCAGCCGCCUCACCCCACCAGCCUGUACAGCACAGGAGCACCCACAAUCCUCACUGUCCCUCCAAUCCAGCCAGUACCUAUUGACAGCACUUCCUCCGUACUAAAGAGUCCAGACUCUGACUUUAACCACAAAUCCAAGGACUCUCUGUCCAGCGGGAUCCAUCUCACUGUGGCCUCUGAUGACACCAUGUCACCGGAGGCUGACCCACCACAUCUGCAUUCUGUGGACCUCAACCCUCCUACAUUUUCAGGGGCCCUUGAGCCACCUGGACUGCUAUGUGCCAGCCAGCAUUUUCCCUCCCUUCCUGAGCACCUGGAGACCUCCACAGAGAUGCAGGAGGUCCAGAGGCAUUUCUCCGACCCUGUCUUGCCAGGCAGCUAGAACACCAGAGUCACCAACGCCACCCAAAAGCCUGGUCCUUUGGACAGGUCAGCCAUAUGUUCCCCACUCUGCUAGCUCCUUUUCUCUCCCUUUAAACCUCCUCUCUUCUGUUCAGAUGCUGCUGUAGAGCGUUGGACGCCUUGUCUUCCACGUUACUGAGGGUUUAGAGUGCCUCCUGUUUUUUACAAACGGACUCUAGGGCACCCCAAUGGGCUGUUGUCCUUUCUUGCUCCACAGCCUUUUGUACCUGAGGUCUAGUGCAAUCAAGAGAUUAUUCUUCCUUAACAGGGUGGGGAAAUUCUGAAACAUGAGUUGACAAUAAACACAUACAAACACAUACAUGUGUCAUGCAGUCGCUGGACCUGAAAGCAACACAAAACUACGUCCUAGACCAAGGCAAAGAGGUGAAAUGUCAAAGACUACUAAUAUGUUUCACAUGAGAAGAAUCAUCUACAUUCACUUUGUAUAAGAAUUGCACAUUUAAACUCAAGCUUAGAAAAAUGUAAUCUUUUAUUUGGUAUUGAAUUUAUUUUCCUAAUAUUAGAGAUGUAUCGAUCACAUUAAGAACGAUACAUCUAGUAAAUGUUACAAACCAUGAGUGUUUUAAG